AUGGCAAGUGAAGAGGCGAAGGAUCCAUGGAAAGGAGAAGAGUGGGGGACGAGUGAGAAUCAGAAGACGAAGAAGCCGAGUGCUGGUGUUAAAACGGUGGCGAGAGCGAGAAAACAGAUCCCGAGGGGACUGGAAGAGAAAUACGAAGCUUACUUCCUCCCGCGAAAGCCUUGGCCUAAGGCUCUUGCCUUCUAUGGAAGUUUCAUCCUUGGUGGGAUCGGUGCUGGUAUGCUCCUAGAAGCUUGGAUCGACAAAAAGGUCAAAAAAGAUGGAGGCGUCAUUUGGGAAUUGGACAAGUGA
Molecule: messenger RNA, 300 nt
Organism: Microthlaspi erraticum
Lineage: Eukaryota; Viridiplantae; Streptophyta; Magnoliopsida; Brassicales; Brassicaceae
Source: the annotation of a GenBank genome assembly